Molecule: messenger RNA, 1296 nt
Organism: Triplophysa dalaica
Lineage: Eukaryota; Metazoa; Chordata; Actinopteri; Cypriniformes; Nemacheilidae
Gene: cldn15a
Product: claudin 15a
Exons: 5
Coding region: 204-872 (222 amino acids)
Biological process (GO): bicellular tight junction assembly; cell adhesion
Cellular component (GO): plasma membrane; bicellular tight junction
Molecular function (GO): structural molecule activity
Source: RefSeq, a predicted model, not a curated record
AGUAGAGGGGAGGGCAAACGGAACAUGGCCUAUAAAAGACUCAACGUCACUUUUAACACCACAUAUGAAAUCUUGCCGCCUGCUUCAUGGAAUAAAUUAUGACAAAAAGCAGUUCAUGAAGUCAAUGAAAACCUGCGCACUGGAUACAUCAAAAAGUGAUCACAUUUUCACGCUUUUGGACGCUGUAUGUAAUAAAAGAAACAAUGGACCCAAUUCUUGAAGUUGUGGCUUUAAUUCUCGGCUUUUUGAGUUGGAUAAUGGUUGGCGUUGCUAUUCCGAACCGUUACUGGAAAGUUUCCACCAUAGAUGGGACUGUUAUUACAACUUCGACAAUUUACGAAAAUCUGUGGAUGUCAUGCGCCACGGACUCGACAGGAGUGCACAACUGCCGUGAAUUUCCAUCCAUGCUUGCACUUUCUGGCUAUAUUCAGGCGUCUCGGGCUCUUAUGAUCGCCUCAGUGGUGUCUGGGACUUUCGGAGUGGUUUGUACCCUCAUCGGCAUGCAGUGCUGUAAAGCCGGUGGAGAAAACUACGUGCUUAAAGGCAGAAUUGCCGGUAUCGGUGGCGUAUUUUUCCUUCUUCAAGGCUUGUGCACGAUGAUAUCAGCGUCAUGGUACGCGUUCAACAUCACCCAGGACUUCUUCAAUCCAAUCUAUCCUGGACAAAAAUAUGAGAUUGGAGAGGGUUUAUAUAUAAGUUGGGCCUCUGGCACUCUCGCAAUCUGUGGUGGAGCUUGUCUAAUGUUUUCCUGCAAAUUUGGCACAGAAGAGAAGAGUGGUUACCCGUACCAGCCCUCACGGGGAACAGUCUACUCAGCAUCUGCCUCCAGGAAAGACGUUCAGAGCACUUAUGGAAGGAAUGCCUAUGUCUGAAUGAAGCCGUCUGGGCUGAUUUUAUGUCCAAAAAUAUAACUGUUGACAUUUUUAUAUCUGUGCUUAAUCUGUGCAAUUCUGUAAAUAUUUGUACCAGACACCCAAAAAUUUCAGCGGAUAAAAUGUUAUCAUGUCAUUUAUGCAGUGCCAACAUCUCAGAAACAAGACAGAAUUAAAAUUCUUGAUUUACACACUGAAAUUACUAUUGUGUAUUACUGCUGUGCUCAGACUUUAGGUUUAAUUUUGUAUUACAGCAAUUCUUUAGAGAAAUUAUUAUGUGAUUAUUUGUAAAGGUUACAUGAUGAAAAAAACUCUAAUGGCAUGAUUGACUUUUUCUGCAUUUAUUGUUCCCUGUUUUAUAUUGUGUGUUUUAUACAAAAGUAAAAUAAAAAAUAAAAUAAAAAGCAUGACAUAAAAAUGCCAA